Messenger RNA from Nematostella vectensis (starlet sea anemone), 1214 nucleotides. RefSeq lists its product as uncharacterized. Bases 223 to 1167 code for a protein of 314 amino acids. Lineage: Eukaryota; Metazoa; Cnidaria; Anthozoa; Actiniaria; Edwardsiidae. The record is from RefSeq and is a predicted model, not a curated record. The transcript is spliced from 2 exons.
UUCAACAAGAAAUGACCCACUUUUAGUCGAUUGAGGAAAUGCGCGCGAAUCAAGCAUGGUAUUUGCUACAUUUUUCGCAUCCUUUUUCUUUCAUUGAACGCUGUCCUUAAGGGUUGUUGGCCCCAGUCCACCUACUCUGGACAAGCCCUUGAUAUCUUUGGCAGCUGUGUAUGUCACUUAAGAAAAAAAUAACAAGUUUAAAGCAAUUGCUUCAGAAGUUCAAUGGCAGAGCGAUAUUUGUUUCCCUUCUAUCUUUGCGAAAAAAACAUAAUCUGGAGAUCAUACCUUCCGUAUGUAUCAACAGUAAAAGGUAGGGGCAAGCAACUAGGCCACAAGAUCUAUGCCACUGAAGCAAGCAACUACUACUACAAAACACAAAGCAAGGUGUUUGGAAAAGGAAAGCAAGGUUACAACAAAGAAAAUGGCAAGAAAACUAAAACACACUCCUUUAAAAGGCUUAUUCAACAUCAACGCGAAGCCAAGCUUCUGGGAAAAAACAAGCAAGGUAUUGAGAGAACUGCAACAUACUCGUCUAAAACGCUCAUCCCACAUCGACGCGGACGAAGCAAGAAAAUCAAGACAGGAAAAAGUAAGAGCAAGAAAACGCUAGACUACAAGAAGGUACACGAUAAGAAAUGGUCACAUCAGCGCUUGGAAAGCAGACCAACAAUGGCGAGAAAAAGACAGAAAGGGGGAAAGCAAGAUAACAAAAGAAAGCAAGUCAAGAAAUCACAACAUCGUGUUAACAGAUUACUAAUGGUGGGUGAAAAAAAGAGCGGGGGAAAAUACGGAGAGAAAUCAACACAUCGCCGCGUGAGAAGGGAUGACGUAACGCUAGAGAGAUGUGCGCCCGCAGGCCGAGUGACAGCAAAGGGAAUCCACCUAUGUCCAGUGUGUCAGCGGAUAACUCGUCUUCCAGAUUACUACUUUCCGCAGUACCUUAACGAGCUGACGUGUGACAUGGAAACAUCUGCUAGUGUGGUCUCGCCCUUCUGCGCCUUUGGAAGAUGCUUCCAGAACUCUAUUUAUCAAGAGUUCCUGGUCCGCGAUCCAGACUCAUAUGAGUUGGUGUCCCAGAACGCGAGUCACGUGGUCUAUCGAGCUGUAUUCAACACAGCCACACACCCUAUCAAGACAUGUUGUGAUUGCAUAGCUGACGGUGCAUAAGGAAAUGUACAUGGCUGGUGGACACGAAUAAAUACAAAAAGCCCAAA